This is a messenger RNA of Porites evermanni, 12889 nucleotides long. NCBI's taxonomy places the organism in Eukaryota, Metazoa, Cnidaria, Anthozoa, Scleractinia, Poritidae. The record is from the annotation of a GenBank genome assembly.
AUGGCGGACGACAACAACGGGUUGGCUUCCCUUGUGACUUUACUUUCACGCUUCGAACGCACUUCAGAAUAUCCAGAAACGUAUCUUAAACCUCCUUCUUCUCUUGAGAAAGAUACUAAAGCAACAGUGAAGGACAUUUUUGAUUUUUGCAAAAAAGAUGAGCCGAAUAGUAGCCGUUCUCUUGCAAGCACGUGUCCAUUGCAGGAACUCUUGGUAGAUGAUUUUGAUAUCGAGCAAAUUUGGCAGGAAAUUGAGCUGCAGAAUACUCCAUUGUUGCACUUAGGAGAGAAAGACAUCCAGAUUAUAAAACAAGAAGCUGAAAAGAUUUCGUUAUGCUUAGCUUACUCCAGGAGUAAAGAUCUUGUUGAAGGAAAUCAACUUGUAGACAUGGAAAGUGAAACCAUUAGUGAUAAUAUAAAUGGAUUUGUAGAACAUGGAAAUGAAAGUGAUUCAGAUGAUUACAGUUCUGGAAAGAAAUCUGGUCUUGAAAAUAAUGACGAGGAAACAGAUAAUAAUUAUGUCAAGAAUACCAAUGAUCGGAGAGAGGUAAACUCUGCAAGCAAACAGAAAGGGAAACAAAAACCUUCUGCAAAAAAGUCUCAAGUCGAUGACAAGUUCUUUAAACUCUCAGACAUGCUUCAGUUUUUAGACAAAGAAGACAGAAAAUUUGAAAGAGCACAUAAAAAGAAGAACCAAACAGAAAAUGAUGACGAAGAUGAUAGUGAUGAGAAUGAAAGUGAGCUUGUUGAUUAUUUUGUUGACAUUGAUGGUAGUGAUGUUGAGGAUGAGGAAGAUGAUGACUGGGACAAGGCACUUGACGCAACGGAGAGGCUUCUUGGAAGGUGCAUUUCUACACACAGAUGGACCUUCUCCAAGGCCAUUACCCUAAAUACUAAGACUUGGUUGUUGCUUAACCCUUUCACUCCCAAUAGAUAAAUUUCUUUUUGUAAAAUCGUAAGAAAUAAGAAGUAGUAUACAAAAGUUCGAAAUGGUAUGCAUCACUUUCCAUGUGACUAUAUUUUGUUUUUACCUCAUAGUUUGGAAGGGUUUUUGUCUUAAGAAAGAAAGUAUGCAAAAACCGUUCAAGAUUACGUGAAAAGGUUUUAGAAUCCAUUUUGAGAUGGAGAACUACUUAUUAAGAGAAAAAAAUUUUUUUUGAAGAGAAAUACUUUCCAAAGAAUGAUCUACAGAAGCCAUAGUGUGUGCAAAUGACAACCCUCAUGUCAUUCCUCUGUUAUCUGUGGGCAAAAUUUAAAGUUGAUCUCUGUUUUGUUUUGUUAUGAAAGAAAUGGUUAAAAUUGCAGCUGUGCAACCACAGAGUUGUGGAAGAAAUUGGGAGGUUCGCUAAUACUCAAGAAGCUAGAGUUGCUCCUGGCCAUGCCUUGACCGACUCUUAUGUAUUUUUUCAUGUUUAGCAACCUCCUACAUGCCUCAAUAUCUUGAUGGUUGCAUACUGCACAUUUACCAUUUCUUAACUACAUGGAUUUCAGCCUCAACUGAUUGUAACAACCCACUGUCAGUGAUUAUUUUAUCAAUUUUCAUGGACAAUCCACCUUAAAGUGUGUCCAUUGCAGCAGAAUACCACGGAGGUGAAUCCCUUAUUCAGUCUUUCUCUGUUUUUCCUGUAUUGUUUUGUCGGUAGGGAAAGAAAGAUAACAAAGAAAGACAAGCAAAAGAGGAAGGCUGCAAGAGAAAUUAAAUAUGCUGAUUUCUUUGAUCCCCCUGAUGGAGAAAUGUUGGAAAAGGCAGGAAGUGAUUCAAAUGAUUUUGAGGAAGAAGAUGAAGCUGGUGAGGAGAUGGAAAGUGAAGAUGAUGAAGAAAAUGAGGAAAACCAUCAAGAUAGCAGUGAUGAAAAUGAAGUGGAAGAUGAUGAUGAUGAUGAUGGUGACGAUGAUGAUGAAAAAUCCAAAGUGUUUUCUAAUUUUGAAAAGAAGCAAGGAAAGGUAGGGUGUCAAAAUAAUUUUGAAUUUUCUCAACGAAACAUUUGUCACUGAGAAGGUCACAUGACUAACCAUAACAGAUGGGGUGCUUUGAAAUUUGAAGUGUUUAGUUACUCCUGAACUAAUUCUAAAUUCUCUGUUUGAUUCCCAAGUAUACACAAGGCAUAUUGGAGGGAGACUCUAGCUGUCUUUCAGACAAUACUUGCAAUAUAUUUAAGGCACACCUCUAUGUGAUCACUUAUAGUUUGUCCUUAGGAGACCCAUUCAUGUCAUGAACCAAGGAAUUCCCCACCAAGCUAAUUUGGGUGAUGAAUGUUUUAAUCUGAAAACGGCUUUUAUUCUCNUUGGAAAAGGCAGGAAGUGAUUCAAAUGAUUUUGAGGAAGAAGAUGAAGUUGGUGAGGAGAUGGAAAGUGAAGAUGAUGAAGAAAAUGAGGAAAACCACCAAGAUAGCAGUGAUGAAAAUGAAGUGGAAGAUGAUGAUGAUGAUGAUGGUGACGAUGAUGAUGAAAAAUCCAAAGUGUUUUCUAAUUUUGAAAAGAAGCAAGGAAAGGUAGGGUGUCAAAAUAAUUUUGAAUUUUCUCAAUGAAACAUUUGUCACUGAGAAGGUCACAUGACUAACCAUAAUAGAUGGGGUGCUUUGAAAUUUGAAGUGUUUAGUUACUCCUGAUCUAAUUCUAAAUUCUCUGUUUGAUUCCCAAGCAUACACAAGGCAUAUUGGAGGGAGAGUCUAGCUGUCUAUCAGACAAUACUUGCAAUAUAUUUAAGGCACACCUCUAUGUGAUCACUGAUAGUUUGUCCUUAGGAGACCCAUUCAUGUCAUGAACCAAGGAAUUCCCCACCAAGCUAAUUUGGGUGAUGAAUGUUUUAAUCUGAAAACAGCUUUUAUUCUUCCAAAUAAAACAUCACUGUGAGAAAUGGGUUUCAACUGAAAGAUGAAUUUUUAGGUUGGAAGAAAUAAGGUGUAAUUUUAUCAUGGUAUAAGAGCAGUCCAAUUUUUAGCACAAAUCUUAUAGGAAAGGGAAAAAGUUCGAUAUAGCUAGAACAUACAGCUUUAAUUAAUGUAGGGUAGCACUAAAACAGUGAAAGUAUAAACAUACUGAUUUUAAUUAAAACAAUAUUAUUGUCUUUUGUAUGGACCAGCUUUGUCAUUUUUGUGCUUUUAACAUUACACCUACUUUUCCUCAGCUAAAACAGAAAAUUGAGAAGCUAGAAAAAGCCAAUUUAGCUGAAAAACCAUGGCAGAUGUCUGGUGAAGCAGGUGGAAAGGUGCGACCAAUAAACAGCUUGCUUGAAGAAGAUAUCAGCUUUGAUCACACUACUGUCACUGGUAACCUCAGAUUUCUAUUUGUAAAAAUGUGUUAUUGACCUGAAAGUACAACAAAAGUAUGUUUUAGAACCAAGUGGGUUAAAAACAGUUUAGCGAAAUACAUGUAUGGGCAUUUAAAAACCACCACUGUCUAAAAUUCCAUUAAGGUUCCCUUUCAGCGUGUUUAAAGAGGUUGUUACUUGAAAUUGUUUAAAAAAAUAAUAGCAGUUGAAUGUUAUUUUUUGCAAUGUAUUUGGCAUAAAAAUGCUGAAAAUGACCUACACUGUGAGUAGCAUUCUCUCUGAAUAUUUGAUUAGAGAUGAAGCCCAAAAUGGUAUUUUUUGGUAAUUUGAACAAGAUUAUUGAUAUUUACAGUAUUAGGAAAGGAUAUCAUUUUGACAACUUGAACAAGUUGCUUUGAAAUUAAUGUCCAUCCACAUUAUUGUUAACAGGCACUAUUAUUUUUCUUUACGAUCUGAGCUCAUGGCCUGCGUUUCAAGCAUUUCUGAGGAGGGGAGGUGUUGGGGACACAUGUGCUAGAAUUUGCUUGAAUUGUGUUGAUUCACGUUAGCUCUUUGCCUUGUCUGCAUUCCUCUGCUUUCAAAACCAAAAAUGAUGGCUACACUGCACUGCACCCACCCCUCCUUCCCCCAUUUUCACCACUCUUGUGUUCAGACUAAAAAGUUUUGUGUAGCACUAAUGCACCUUAUCAAUAGUGACCUUAAGAUACAUCAUUUCAGCCUAUGAGUAUGGGUAGGUGAACAUGUUUACCUCGUAGUUUUCUAAAAGGCAACCAUUAUUUCCCAGAGGUGAUAACGGCAUGACCAUUCUACCCGGUAGCCUACCCGUUUCUCCUGGGUAAGAGGCAAUCUACCUGUAUUUACGGUUACGUCUACUGCUAAUUUACCCAUACCUGUACAUGGAAACGGUGUAUUUUAAGGUCUCUAAUGUUAAUCUGGAGGGGGAAGGCUGAGCGAAGGCAAGGGAUUUGGCAAAGGAAGCCAGCACUUGGUGGGGACUUUUGAUUAUUGCGAAGUCCUGAAGGUGGGGAUAUUUGAAUUUCCACCAAUCAUGGAUGCCAUCUUGGAUUGAAAGCUGUAAAAGACCUGGUUACAAGUCAGUUACCUGUUCUAUUACCCGGUGGAUUGGUAACUAGAGAUGGCGGCAUUGUUCCCGAAGGAUCUGUGGGUAUUUUGGUAACCGGUCAAGUCGCCCGAAAGUUAUCUCGCCCGAAGUCAUAUCGCCCGGAACCAGAGUCAUAUCGCCCGAAAUACAUAGUCAUGUCGCCCGAAAUCCUAAGUCAUGUCGCCCGCAAUUUUAUCGAGUGUAUAAACUUGAAGAAAAGUAACAUCUUAAGUAAAUCGCAAGGAAUAAACUUGUAAAAUGUUGACUCGCUAACCUAUGCAAAUUGGAAGGUGCAUUUCUACACACAGAUGGACCUUCUCCAAGGCCAUUACCCUAAAUACUAAGACUUGGUUGUUGCUUAACCCUUUCACUCCCAAUAGAUAAAUUUCUUUUUGUAAAAUCCUAAGAAAUAAGAAGUAGUAUACAAAAGCUCGAAACGGUAUGCAUCACUUUCCAUGUGACUAUAUUUUGUUUUUAUCUCAUAGUUUGGGAGGGGUUUUGUCUUAAGAAAGAAAGUAUGCAAAAACCGUUCAAGAUUACAUGAAAAGGUUUUACAAUCCAUUUUGAGAUGGAGAACUACUUAUUAAGAUUUUAAUUAUUUUUUGAAGGGAAAUACUUUCCAAAGAAUGAUCUACAGAAGCCAUAGUGUGUGCAAAUGACAACCCUCAUGUCAUUCCUCUGUUAUCUGUGGGCAAAAUUUAAAGUUGAUCUCUUUUGAUUUUGUUUUGAAAGAAAUGGUUAAAAUUGCAGCUGUGUAACCACAGAGUUGUGGAAGAAAUUGGAAGGUUCGCUAAUACUCAAGAAGCUAGAGUUGCUCCUGGCCAUGCCUUGACCGACUCUUAUGCUUUUUUUCAUGUUUAGCAACCUCCUACAUGCCUCAAUAUCUUGAUGGUUGCAUGCUGCACAUUUACCAUUUCUUAAAUACAUGGAUUUCAGCCUCAACUGAUCGUAACAACCCACUGUCAGUGACUAUUUUAUCAAUUUUCAUGGACAAUCCACUUCAAAGUAUGUCCAUUGCAACAGAAUGCCGCAGAGGUGAAUUCCUUUUUCAGUCUGUCUCUGUUUUUCCUGUCUUGUUUUGUCGGUAGGGAAAGAAAGAUAACAAAGAAAGACAAGCAAAAGAGGAAGACUGCAAGAGAAAUUAAAUAUGCUGAUUUCUUUGAUCCCCCUGAUGGAGAAACAUUGGAAAAGGCAGGAAGUGAUUCAAAUGAUUUUGAGGAAGAAGAUGAAGUUGGUGAGGAGAUGGAAAGUGAAGAUGAUGAAGAAAAUGAGGAAAACCACCAAGAUAGCAGUGAUGAAAAUGAAGUGGAAGAUGAUGAUGAUGAUGAUGGUGACGAUGAUGAUGAAAAAUCCAAAGUGUUUUCUAAUUUUGAAAAGAAGCAAGGAAAGGUAGGGUGUCAAAAUAAUUUUGAAUUUUCUCAAUGAAACAUUUGUCACUGAGAAGGUCACAUGACUAACCAUAAUAGAUGGGGUGCUUUGAAAUUUGAAGUGUUUAGUUACUCCUGAUCUAAUUCUAAAUUCUCUGUUUGAUUCCCAAGCAUACACAAGGCAUAUUGGAGGGAGAGUCUAGCUGUCUAUCAGACAAUACUUGCAAUAUAUUUAAGGCACACCUCUAUGUGAUCACUGAUAGUUUGUCCUUAGGAGACCCAUUCAUGUCAUGAACCAAGGAAUUCCCCACCAAGCUAAUUUGGGUGAUGAAUGUUUUAAUCUGAAAACAGCUUUUAUUCUUCCAAAUAAAACAUCACUGUGAGAAAUGGGUUUCAACUGAAAGAUGAAUUUUUAGGUUGGAAGAAAUAAGGUGUAAUUUUAUCAUGGUAUAAGAGCAGUCCAAUUUUUAGCACAAAUCUUAUAGGAAAGGGAAAAAGUUCGAUAUAGCUAGAACAUACAGCUUUAAUUAAUGUAGGGUAGCACUAAAACAGUGAAAGUAUAAACAUACUGAUUUUAAUUAAAACAAUAUUAUUGUCUUUUGUAUGGACCAGCUUUGUCAUUUUUGUGCUUUUAACAUUACACCUACUUUUCCUCAGCUAAAACAGAAAAUUGAGAAGCUAGAAAAAGCCAAUUUAGCUGAAAAACCAUGGCAGAUGUCUGGUGAAGCAGGUGGAAAGGUGCGACCAAUAAACAGCUUGCUUGAAGAAGAUAUCAGCUUUGAUCACACUACUGUCACUGGUAACCUCAGAUUUCUAUUUGUAAAAAUGUGUUAUUGACCUGAAAGUACAACAAAAGUAUGUUUUAGAACCAAGUGGGUUAAAAACAGUUUAGCGAAAUACAUGUAUGGGCAUUUAAAAACCACCACUGUCUAAAAUUCCAUUAAGGUUCCCUUUCAGCGUGUUUAAAGAGGUUGUUACUUGAAAUUGUUUAAAAAAAUAAUAGCAGUUGAAUGUUAUUUUUUGCAAUGUAUUUGGCAUAAAAAUGCUGAAAAUGACCUACACUGUGAGUAGCAUUCUCUCUGAAUAUUUGAUUAGAGAUGAAGCCCAAAAUGGUAUUUUUUGGUAAUUUGAACAAGAUUAUUGAUAUUUACAGUAUUAGGAAAGGAUAUCAUUUUGACAACUUGAACAAGUUGCUUUGAAAUUAAUGUCCAUCCACAUUAUUGUUAACAGGCACUAUUAUUUUUCUUUACGAUCUGAGCUCAUGGCCUGCGUUUCAAGCAUUUCUGAGGAGGGGAGGUGUUGGGGACACAUGUGCUAGAAUUUGCUUGAAUUGUGUUGAUUCACGUUAGCUCUUUGCCUUGUCUGCAUUCCUCUGCUUUCAAAACCAAAAAUGAUGGCUACACUGCACUGCACCCACCCCUCCUUCCCCCAUUUUCACCACUCUUGUGUUCAGACUAAAAAGUUUUGUGUAGCACUAAUGCACCUUAUCAAUAGUGACCUUAAGAUACAUCAUUUCAGCCUAUGAGUAUGGGUAGGUGAACAUGUUUACCUCGUAGUUUUCUAAAAGGCAACCAUUAUUUCCCAGAGGUGAUAACGGCAUGACCAUUCUACCCGGUAGCCUACCCGUUUCUCCUGGGUAAGAGGCAAUCUACCUGUAUUUACGGUUACGUCUACUGCUAAUUUACCCAUACCUGUACAUGGAAACGGUGUAUUUUAAGGUCUCUAAUGUUAAUCUGGAGGGGGAAGGCUGAGCGAAGGCAAGGGAUUUGGCAAAGGAAGCCAGCACUUGGUGGGGACUUUUGAUUAUUGCGAAGUCCUGAAGGUGGGGAUAUUUGAAUUUCCACCAAUCAUGGAUGCCAUCUUGGAUUGAAAGCUGUAAAAGACCUGGUUACAAGUCAGUUACCUGUUCUAUUACCCGGUGGAUUGGUAACUAGAGAUGGCGGCAUUGUUCCCGAAGGAUCUGUGGGUAUUUUGGUAACCGGUCAAGUCGCCCGAAAGUUAUCUCGCCCGAAGUCAUAUCGCCCGGAACCAGAGUCAUAUCGCCCGAAAUACAUAGUCAUGUCGCCCGAAAUCCUAAGUCAUGUCGCCCGCAAUUUUAUCGAGUGUAUAAACUUGAAGAAAAGUAACAUCUUAAGUAAAUCGCAAGGAAUAAACUUGUAAAAUGUUGACUCGCUAACCUAUGCAAAUAUAAAGUUAAACAAAGACUCCAAUAUCACUGUUCAUUUCAGUGUUGUUCGUUGUUCGCUGCUAUGAACUAAGCCGCUCAUUCUACAGUAAAGAUUCUAGUAAUUAUGUCGCCCGCAAUUUUAUCGAGUGUAUAAACUUGAAGAAAAGUAUCGCUGGUCAUUCACUUCUAUAUACCAUAACAUCUUAAGUAAUUCGCAAGGAAUAAACUCGUAAAAUGUUCACUCGCUAACCUAUGCAAAUAUGAAGUUAAAAAAAGACUCCAACCACAGGAAAAAAUAACGGAUUUCCAUUUUUGGAUAUUUUAGGGUACCGGUAUUUAAAGAAUACCCACAAAAAUCCCAAAUUUGGAAGAGUAAGACAAGUCCCAAUCAGGGAACUUGGUUGGGAAUUCCCUGGUCGGGACUUGUCUCACUUUGCCAAAUUUGGGAUUUUUAUGGGUAUUCUUUAAAUACCCUAAAAUAUCCAAAAAUGGGAAUCCGUUAUUUUUUCUUGUGAACAUUGCUGUUCAUUUCAGCGUUGUUCGUUGUUUGUUGCUAUGAACAUGACUCUGGUUUCGGGCGACAUGACUUUCGGGUGACUUGACCGUAAAGCGGUAUUUUUAUACACUUGUGCAAGAUAGCGAAGGUAAAUCUUAUGAAAAACGAGAAGACCCUGGGGAUGAGGUCGGUGAUGAGGUAUCUGUUUCCAUCCUCUCUAUUCUUAUUCAAAUGAAUACAUCCAUUUGAGUGAUGGCCGUCAAAAAAAUCUGCAAAAUGAACAGCUGAAAGGCUGUGAAAAACAAAACUCUACCACUGGGUUCACAGUUAUUAAAGUUCACAAUGCAGCAACCUGAAAUGGCUAUAUGAAAAUGCCAAAAAUCACUCGAUACAUGCAGUUUUAAAGGGCUUCCUGCUUGACGAUCAGAAAGAUAAGCAUUCUGUUGAACUUCUAUAAAAGUAAGUUGACAAAACUGGUGGGCCUGUUUAUAAUACCAGCAGCAUUUCAAAGACAAUGUUGCUACUUUCAGUGAAACAAGUCUGACCUUUUGACUUAGUUGGAGGGGUGUUUUGACCAAAUAUGAUGUCCCAGGGGUAGGGUAUUUGACCCAAAAAAUGCUUCGAGUUCAAAUCCCCAGCCUUCCCCCCCUUAGGUUAACAUUGAUAGGUGCAUAAAUGGCAUUCAUCGUGGGAGAACUUAAUUUCUUAUCAAGUAGCUAUUUAUCAUAUCUGCCACAGCUCCAGAUAUAACAGAAGAAACAACUCAAAACCUUGAGGAUAUCGUUAAGCAAAGAAUUAAAGAUGAGGUUUGUAAUACUGAACUCUACUGCAAAUCAUAUUGUCUCGUCAUUGUGUAAUUAUCGUAGGGUAACUAAAAACAGAACUAAUGAGGCCUUGUUAGGGUUAAGUUCUGACAAGCGACAUGAUGGUCUUGAAACAGUGACAUAAGACAGAUGAAAUGGUGAUAAAUGACAAGAAAUUGGUUCAGAACUACAACAACGAUGAGAACAAUCACAAACACAAUAGUAAAGUACCCACAGUGGCAUGGCCUCCUCUUCAAUACAUAUACCCCUCCCCUCCCCCACUCUAAGAUGACCUCACUAAUAUAAUCUUUUGGUUUUACUUUCUAGCCACUGAGCUACUGAGAACUCUAGUGAUCAAGUGAACACACAAAUGAACUGCAUUGUGCAGUCUCGAAAGGCUUACUUCAGUUUGUUUUUCCCUUAUUUAAAACUUCUCCAAGUCAAAUAGUUAAUGCAGUUUUGGUCCAUUAUUCAGAAAGCGUUUUGGACUUGAAAGUAAAACUUUCAACCUUUCAAUCCAAAAACCACUUAAUCCGCUUUUAUUGUGGAGCCAGUACCCUCAACAGUACAAAAUUUCUGUUCCUUUAUUUUUGAGUUUAAAUUUUCAAUUAUUUAUUAUUGGUGGUUUGAGUAGGCAGCGUUGCCGAUUGGUCAGCGCGUCGAAUUCGCAAUCGGCCGGCGUUGCCGGAUUCGAGUCGCAAUCUAGACCUUCACUUGAUGGAAUUGUUCUUUCUUGUCCCGAAUUCAAAUCCUCGGCCGCGGUUGUAAAUAACCAACUGGUUGCCUCCUUCCAGUUGGGGUCUUUAUAGACCAUGAGCAGUCUCUCGUUUUUUCUUAGGCUGUGAGCGAAAGGUGCGAGUCCUCGUUUCCCUCGUCUCACGGCUUCGCCGCUGGACGCUCUCGUGCGCGCGCGUGUACUCCCCUGACCAACUGAAGAAAAAGGGAGACUGCUCGCAGUUUAGGGUUUUUGAUCCUGUUUUGUUUCUUAUUUGAGUGCAAUGCCUGUAAACUAGCGGGAUAAGCUCAACAGGAAAUAGCAUUAUCACCAUUUUGGCAUUUGAGCAAUUGGUAAGUUAAGCAGAUGGAGGAAAUUGUUUUCUAAUAGAGUGACUUUUACCUUCAGGCAUGGGAUGAUGUCGAACGGAAAGUAAAGCCAGUAACAGAACCAUUUGAGUACAAGAAAAAGAUACCACUGGACCAAGAAAAAAGUAAAUUAAGCCUCAGUCAAAUUUACGAGCAGGAAUACCUCAAACAAACACAGGUAAGAUAAGUAAUAGUCUUUCCACGUAAAUUUAUUCGCAAUGAAGUUUGAACGAUCACAAAUUCACUUUUCACAUCCUCUUCUUCUUACUUAAAGAUGAUAUUGCAAGGGACGAUUCGCAACGACGAUUUUUAGCGCAACUCAGCAUGGCAAUGUUGGAGCAAUGUUGUAACCAUUCGAAACAAUGUUGCAACGCUGUGUUGCGCUAAAAAUCGUCGUUGCGAAUCGUCUCGUGCAACAUCCGUGUCAUAGCUGUCUACUUCAGUGGGUUAAUAUCGUCAAUAAUUCGUCUUUAUUCGCUAAAUUACGUAAAAUAUCUCUCUCAAAGCAUUUGAUAUCAAACGAUACAAACAACAAACUUUUCUUAGUAAUUUUGUGACACAGUUUCUUUAAAAGCUUACUUCUAGUACCUUGCCGUGAACUUGCCUACUUCCAAAUGAGAAGUAAUCCUUUAAUCUUUACUUUUACAGGAAGAGGCCGAAGAAAAAGAAAAUGAAGAACAUACUGAGAUCAAAGCGUUGAUGAGUAAAUUGUUCACAAAACUAGAUGCGCUUUCAAACUUCCAUUUUACACCAAAACCGGUAAGGGAUGUGUGUCGUCAUAAGUGUAUUUACAUGCGUAUUGCUGACCUGCCUCUGCUGCCACAGCCAGGGAAGGCAGGCCGGGAAACAGUUUCUCCAAGGUCAAGGAAACUGAAGUCAGCAUUUUUUUUUUCAACAUUUUAUAGAAAACUCUAGUUCAUGCCGGUUCUAGUUAGUGAAAAGUAAGGGGAUUUCACUGCGCGUUUGCUCCACAAGUCCUUAUAUAAGGGCCAUUUAUACGAGGUAAAAUAAGACGCGUCUUUUUCACAGAAGACGCGUUUUUAAUAAGAAGCGAAGUUCUGGUAUAGAGCGAUUUUCGUAUGACCUUGAUUGUUUUAUCAGCCAAUGGAUGAAAAGAUCAAAACAUGGGUUCUUCGUUUUCCCGCCAAAGAAAACCCUCAUAUGGAGAAGGCAUUGUUCGAUUUGCCAAUCGUGUUGCAGUAUGACGUCAAAGCGGACUAUCGAUUGAUAACUUAGAUGUAACUUAGCUAAGACGCAGGUGAUAUGCUCGCACAAUUGGUGCAGGUAGUUUGCGCCUUAAUUGUUUGAGACGCGUGGUUUUUUUUCUCGUAUAAAUGGCCCAUGAGUUAGUACCUAAAGCGCAUCCUUAUCCAGAAAAAAUCUGUAGUUGAUAGAUUUAGAUGUUCUAAUUUUCCCGUGGAACAUCAAAUUCCGUGAAACGCUAUGCCCGUAAAAAUUGCUUAAGGUCAGGGACAAGUCAACGAUUUUUUUUGGUGGUAAUGAUUAGCAGCCAUGCAUGGAAGCGUUGCAUGAGUAAUUCCAAUAGAGGAUUAAUCGCAACUCCCGCACUUCCCUCAUGUUUUUGUGCUUUCGCUCCUCCACGAAACUUCCACGCAAGACGCGAGGCAAAAGGGAGAUUUAGCAUCGACGACGGUGACGGUAACGAGGCCGUCGAAAAGCAAUAAAGCAACAACUCUGCACGUGCAUCACACCUUACUUGUACAUUUCUUUGCCGUCCCUGCACGACUACGACGUGAAAAACGACGACGAAUUUUUCUUUCUCUUUCUAAACUCGAGUUUCGGUCCCCAAGAAAUUAACUCCUGAGAAAUUCGCCCAUAUUUGACAUUUUCAGCGAAUUGGAAUAAACGCGACAAUAUUUGGAAAAACGUGAAUUCAUUUUUAAAUUGACGUUUUCGUUGCCGUCGCCGUCGUCGAUGCUAAUCCGCAGGAAAACCGAUGCGUUCCAAAAAUAACUUUGGAGGAUCACGAUGGGUAGAGGGCCCAUAUGGGGGAUUAAUUCUCUUACGCUUUAUCCUCUCUUGGUAAUUCUCAUUUGAGUUUUUUAAUUUAUAUGUAGUAGAUAUCAGUCUUUACAAAACUCUUACUUAACGUUUCAGCCCAAACCAGAACUCAAAGUUGUGAGCAAUGUUCCAGUCAUAUCGGUGGAGGAAGUGGCGCCAGUGUCUGUUAGCGAUGCCAUGAUGCUAGCUCCUGAGGAAGUUCAUGAGAAGAAAAAUGAACAGAAAGGAAAAACAGAGCUAACGGAUACUGAUAGAAAACGAGAACGACGAGCAAAGAAACGAAGACAGCAUGAACGAGCUGUGGAAAAAAUAAAACGAAGAAAACUGGUCGAGAAGCUUAAUCCGGGUCUGGGAAACAAGUAUUCGAAAAAAGCAGCGCUUGAAAAGUUGGAGAAGGAACAUAAGAACUCGAAAAAUCUGUCUUUGUUAAAAGACGACGGAAAUGACAAAUCUGUGAAAUCCUCCACGACGUUCUUCUCUCGUCUUCAAGACGAGGUUAGAGAUCAAGUUAGAGCAAAGAAGCAAGUGAAGAAAAAGAAAGAAAAAUCCUCUGUUAAAGUGGCUCAAUUGAAGCUUUGA